AUGUCGGCGGCCGUCACGUCACUCUGGUGGCCAGAGGAUCGAGUAAAGGCCACCCUGACCCCCGAAUACAUCUUCAACCAUCUUCCGUCCAGCAUCCUCCACCGUCUCGUCGCCCCGUUGCCCUGGGGAGAGGGCCUGACCAGCGAAUCCUACCUCGACUGGAUCCUUGCCAAGGCGGGUCGCCUCUAUCUGAUCCUCGUUGACAUCGGCGUCCCGGACCGCAUCUUCGCCCUGGUGGACGAGUCGCUGGACGACACGGAUCUGCCCUUCUCGGCCCCCAGCGCCGCUCGUCUCCCUCUCACCUCCGAGGGUGAGAAUCCCGACCUUGCCAACAAGUUCUUCCUCGCCCAAUGGCGGUUCACCGUGCGUGGGAUCAGCGAGGGGGGCCACGUCAAGUACACCCAGAAUGAAGGCGUGCCCGUGGAGCUGCUUCGGACUGGGAACGCCUUGGUGAGGGAGGGCGUGGAAAAGGUCGUCGUGGCCGGGGCCAAGAGCCGUGUGCUUCUGCGGACACAAGUGUCGAUAGGGGGUGCGCCGCAUUUCUUCGAGGAAAAUGAGGUCCUUGAGGAGAUUCGCUCCUUGAGGAGGCUGUCCCACGAUCACAUCUACUCCAUCUAUGCGUCGUACUUCGUGGACAAUUCCAUCUGCAUUCUGUUUUCGGGCGUGUACGAACGCACCCUGAUGUCUUUCCUUACCGACCAGCCCCAGGCCUUUAAGAAGCUGGAAAAGAGCAAGCGUCGAGAAAUCCUGGUCAACUGGCCCCACUGUCUGGCCAAUGCGCUAUCGUGGCUGCAUGCACACAGCCAACCCCACAGUCUAAUACGCCCAUCAAACAUCAUGGUGGAUGGGGAGUUUCGGAUCUUCCUGGGCCAGUACGAGGCGCUCGACACGCUUCUAUCUCCGGUCAAGCUGGACGACGUCGAAUCCUACCAGUACGGCGCCCCAGAACGCUGGGUGCGUUCAAUUUCCAUCCAGGACACGAGUGCACCGCGUGCCACUCUUGCCCUCCCCUCUGGAGGGCGUUCGGCUCGCAAACAAUCCUCGCGCCCGCCGAUGCUGAGCCUCGCCAGGUUCCGGAGCUCUCAGCCAUCCGAUCAAGAGUCCGAGGCUCCGCGCGCCGACUCCGUGACGUCGCAGGGAACCGCCAUCCGCAUAGGUCUUCGGGGCUCGCCCUCUCGAGUGUCGUUCACCAACUCCUCUUCCUCCGGAUCCAGCAAUGGAAGCGCCCGCAAGCGCGUUAUAUCAUCCAUGAAACGACCCAUGUUCUACACCCCAUCCAUCAUGUCCUCCAACUCAUCGGGAUCCUCCAACGCCACCGCAAGCAGCUACGGAUACCCCAUCAUCGGCUCCAACGCAGCCAUCGUCCACACGUGGCAGACACGUCAAACCGACCCCGAGGCAUCGGACCUGUUCUCCCUCGGCGCCGUCAUCCUCGACAUCUUCACCCAUCUCUGCAAGCGCAAGCUGUCCGCCUUCGCCCACCACCGCGGCGCCAAAAACCGCACCGCUGGCCGCGGCGGCGGCGUCGCCGACUGCUCCUUCCACCUCGACCGCAACGCCGGCCAGGUCAGCUCGUGGAUCACUUCCCUCGACAGCGACGCCAAGAAACACAAAGACCCCAUCUUCCAGGCCGUCCGCCCCAUGCUCGCUGUCGUGCGAACCAUGCUGAACAAAGACCCCUACGACCGCCCGUCCGCCUUCCAGGUCGAACAACACUUCGCCCAGGCUCUCCAGAAACUCGACGGCGCGGCA
This is a messenger RNA of Aspergillus heteromorphus CBS 117.55, 1752 nucleotides long. Its product is annotated as protein kinase domain-containing protein. Gene Ontology annotation, molecular function: protein serine/threonine kinase activity; ATP binding. The record is from RefSeq and is a predicted model, not a curated record. Gene Ontology annotation, cellular component: nucleus. Gene Ontology annotation, biological process: mitotic DNA damage checkpoint signaling; protein phosphorylation. The annotation marks the transcript as partial. The transcript has a single exon. NCBI's taxonomy places the organism in Eukaryota, Fungi, Ascomycota, Eurotiomycetes, Eurotiales, Aspergillaceae.